AUGCCGGCACCACCCGAAGUCCAAGGAGCGACGCUGGAAAGGUUCAUCCAGGGCUGGAUGGGAUGGACCCCCGAAGGCUUCCUUGCCACAUGGUCCGACGACUGCACCCAGAGAACGCUUCCUUUCAGUUUCGAUGCUCCGAUUCGAGAUCGCCCGCACGUGGAGAAAUUCUUCCCGAUUCUCAUGUCUUACCUCUCGAACUUCAAGCUCACGAUCCACAACGUGGUGCACGAUACGACCUAUGGCAAGGCGGUCAUCUACGCCCUCGCCGAAGCGGACACGCCUUCUGGGCCGUACCGGAAUGAGCACGCCCUCUUCCUGUGGUUUGACGAGAGCGGCGAGAAGGUCAAAAAGAUCGAGGAAAUGUUUGACACGGUUGUGAUGAAGGACAUUCUCCCGAAGAUUAACGAGUAUGUUGCCCAGUUGAAGGCAAGGGGAGAGGCAUAA
Messenger RNA from Chaetomium fimeti, 447 nucleotides. RefSeq lists its product as uncharacterized. The transcript has 2 exons. The record is from RefSeq and is a predicted model, not a curated record. NCBI's taxonomy places the organism in Eukaryota, Fungi, Ascomycota, Sordariomycetes, Sordariales, Chaetomiaceae. Bases 1 to 447 code for a protein of 148 amino acids.